UCUUGGCUGUGUGAUGAUGCUCGGCGGCCGAGUCACCACUAGGGCGCAAAGACCAAGAGUGCGGCGGCGCGGGGAGCGGCGGGGACUGAGUCCAGGGCCAACAGAGUCCGGGAGGUGCGCUUAUCUCUCUUUGCCUUCUAACAGCGCUCGAGUGUCCCGUCCCAAGGGACGUCCCCGUGUUGCGGUCUAGCUCCACCUCGCUGCCCCUUCCUUCGGCUCUCCCCAGCUGGCGAACCGUGCUGAAAACCCGGGGGUGCUGCGCCCCGCACUGGGUAACCGAGAACACAGUCCCGACCACGGUCCCACCUGUGCCUAGCCUAGCAGGAAGACUGUAACCGUGGGACUCGACCUGCCCACUUGAGCAAUAUGAAGAUUUCAUUCAUAGAGCCCGCCAUUCUCCUGAACGCGUUUGCUAUGACUCUGACCACCCCGCUGACAGCGCAGUACGUGUACCGGAGGAUCUGGGAGGAAACCGGUAACUACACCUUUGCUUCCAAUAGCAAUGGCUCUGAGUGUGACCAAAACAAAAGCAGCCCCAUCUUUGCAUUCCGGGAGGAAGUUCAGAAAAAGGCAUCUCUCUUCAACCUGCAGGUGGAAAUGAGUGCCUUAAUUCCUGGUCUGGUGUCUACCUUCAUGCUUUUAGCGAGCAGCGACAACCACGGACGGAAACUUCCCAUGGUCCUGUCAUCUCUUGGCUCUCUGGGUACCAACACUUGGCUGUGCGUGAUGUCCUACUUUGACCUUCCUCUCCAGCUUCUGAUAGCAUCCACCUUUAUUGGCGCCCUCUUUGGGAAUUACACCACGUUCUGGGGAGCUUGCUUCGCCUACAUUGUGGAUCAGCAGAAAGAAUACAAGCAUAGAAUCAUCCGGAUAGCCAUCCUGGAUUUCAUGCUUGGAGUCGUUACUGGGCUAACAGGCCUGUCAUCUGGCUAUUUUAUCCAAGAACUGGGUUUUGUGUGGUCCUAUUUCAUUACUGCUGUAGUUCUUAUAGUCAACCUGACCUACAUUUUAUUUUUCCUCAAUGAUCCCAUAAAGGAGUCUUCAUCUCAGAUUGUGACUAUGUCAUGUAUUGAAAGCCUCAAGGACCUAUUUUACCGGACUUACAUGCUUUUUAAAAAUGGUUCCAGUAAGCGGCAGGCUUUGCUUUGUCUGCUGAUUUUUACCCUCGUCAUUUAUUUCUUUGUGAUAAUCGGAAUCACCCCAAUUUUUACACUUUAUGAGCUGGGCCCUCCGCUCUGCUGGAAUGAGGUUUACAUAGGCUAUGGGUCAGCCCUGGGCAGUGUCUCCUUCUUAAGUAGUUUCCUAGGCAUCUGGCUAUUUUCUUAUUGUUUGAAGGAUAUUCACAUUGCCUAUAUUGGCAUUUUUACCACCAUGGUGGGGAUGACACUGUCUGCUUUCACCAGGACCACUCUAAUGAUGUUUUUAGUCAGGAUCCCGUUCAUUUUCACCAUCAUGCCACUUUCCAUCCUGAGGUCCAUGCUGUCAAAGGUGGUCCACUCGACUGAGCAAGGCGCUUUGUUUGCUUGUAUAGCUUUCUUAGAGACGCUGGCUGGAGUCACUUCGACCUCUGCGUAUAGUGGGAUUUACUCAGCCACUGUUGCCUGGUACCCUGGCUUCAUCUUCCUGCUGUCCGCUGGCCUCCUGGUCCUCCCAGCCAUCAGUCUAUGCUGCGUCAAGAGCAUUGGCUGGGAAGAGGGAAGCUAUACACUCCUCAUCCACGAAGAACCCAGUGAGCACACAUCAGACUAGUGACAGUCGGCAGCAAUGCACACGUCCCUAUGCAGUGAGCACACAUCAGACUAACGACAGUUAGCAGCAAUGCACACGUCCCUAUGCAGUGAGCACACAUCAGACUAAUGACAGUCUCAGCAAUGCAUACGUCCCUCUGCGCAACUCCUGAAGAAUAUAAACUCCACAAUCAGCAUUUCAUCAGCAAUCCACGGGACAAAACCCUGUCUCCGAACCCAAGUGAGUCGGAAAGCACCCAGCUCUGCUGCUUCUUGGGAUCACCCUGCAGCACACUGUGUUCUACAGAGAACAGGCCCAGCAUCUACUAUGCUCACUUCUCCAUGGACCAGAGAAACUCCGUGAAGAGCCAAGGAAGGCUUGUGAACCUUGCUAAAACUUAAAUAACUUCACUGGCAUGCUCCCAUGUGAUUAAGGAGUUCUGACCUCAGUCUCUCCGUCUGCACAAUGGGCUUGCUGGCCUCUCAGGGAUUUUGAAGACAUAAUGAGGAAUUUUUAUUCAGGAUAAUCACUGUUGAAAUAAUGUUUCAGGCAUUUCUAGUUCUUCCCAUACUUGACUGAUGUUUUAAGAGCCUGUCAAGGCUCUACUAAUGGAAUGAAAAGUCCUUGAACAGAAGUAUCUUUUAAAAUAUGUAGUUUUCAUUUUCCCUAGUAUUUUAUUCACUGACAAGCCUGACGAUGUUUUUAUGUGUAAUGAAGGGAGUGGGUAGAAAAUCAGAUUAUAAAUACAAUUGUCUUAAACUUUAAACUGAGCUGACAGCUCAGUGUGGUAUAAAGGCACACCUUAUAUAGCCUGUUCUCACCCUGUGGCAUGGCAGAAGGCUGUCACAGUCCACACACCCUGGCUGGGCUUCCGCCCCUGAUCUUUCUUCCCUCCCCCUUCUCAGGCUCCACACUGUUCUGAGAAGGAUGUUUCUAAAACACAGAUCUUAUCUUUUCCAGCAACUGUUGCUUAUAGAGGAAUAAUCGGACAAGCAUGUGACCCCACCCCACAUCACACACCCCCAUACCCAUAUCUAGAUCCAUCCUUGUCCCCCCAAACACCACCUCCUCUCCUUUUUACACUUUUGACUCAUUCCCUUCUUUCGUGUUUUUGUAAAACUGUCUCAGCCAAAAAUCCCUGCUUUCCCUGUGUGCCCAGGGUUCUUGACAUGUAGCCCGUCCGCCCCCCAAGUCUCGGCAGGGCUUCCAAACCCUUUGUAUAAACAAGAAUUCCACCUAGCAUUCUCCAAUGUAUUUUUAAAGAGAUUUUUAAGUGUGUGCCUGCCCUGUCUCGUAAACCAAGUGUGCUCUGCAGGAGCUCCACAGAGGGUCUUGUACACCAUUUGCACGCAGUGCUCAUGGAGGCCAGAAGAGGGUGCUACACUUCCUGGAACUAGAAUUCCAGAUGGUCGUGAACCGCCACAUGGGGAUGGGAGCUGGACCCAGGUCCUCUGCAAGAGGAGCCAGUGCUCUAACCACUGAGCAAUCUCUCCAGCCCAAGACCAUAUUUAUUUCUUUCCUGGUAGAUCUCCUUGAGGACAGGGACAGUCUCUGCUCAUUGCAUGCUUGGUAAAUGUUUGCAGAACUAAA
This is a messenger RNA of Mus caroli (Ryukyu mouse), 3318 nucleotides long. The record is from RefSeq and is a predicted model, not a curated record. Lineage: Eukaryota; Metazoa; Chordata; Mammalia; Rodentia; Muridae.